Messenger RNA from Penicillium argentinense, 1641 nucleotides. Its product is annotated as F-box protein. NCBI's taxonomy places the organism in Eukaryota, Fungi, Ascomycota, Eurotiomycetes, Eurotiales, Aspergillaceae. The record is from RefSeq and is a predicted model, not a curated record. The transcript has a single exon. Gene Ontology annotation, molecular function: protein binding. The coding region runs from base 1 to 1641 and encodes 546 amino acids.
AUGGCCUCUCUGCAUACCCUCCCCGCUGAAAUCCAGAGUGGUAUCUUCCGCCUCUUAGACCCCGCCAGCCUCGUCUCUCUCAGUCAGACAUCGAAACAGUUCCGAGAGAACAUUCGGCCAACCCGCAAACAUUUUGUGGAAAGACUCCUUCAGCUCGAAUGUGACGAGACAAAAGGCGGUGUUACUCCACGAUUCAACGCGAGAAAUAAUCAGCUAAGCCCAGACUGGACUCAACCUGAGUGGAAGGCGAUGCGCUGGGCCUGUAGUGGAUGUCUUCGUCUACUUCCCCACGAGUCUUUUGACAAUCACUCCAUUCUCCGACUGGCAUACCGCAAGCCUAUUCCUGGUUCCCCCGCCGCAGAGGACAUCACGAGCUGGGAAAUAUCACCCAAAAUUAACCCACGCCUGCCACAUCUUCGACGAGACAAUCGCAUCCAAAAACUACCUACCGACGAAAUGAAAAUUCGACGAAGAUACAGUCUCGCCAUCUCAAACAAAUGGAGCGAGCUGCCCUCUUCACCCAUUAUCCGUGGACGAUACAUCGAGCUUCAAGGCUGCGACUGGACGGUCUUCGAAAACAAGUCGAUCUCCGAGUUCACCAACAUGGAACCUGAGCAAAAAAAGGUUCUUUUCGAUCAGGAGGUAAAAGCCAUCGAGCAAGUCCGGUGCGGAAACAAGCGACACCUACGCAAAUGCCACGAAUGCCGCUACAAGUCUGGUCAGUUGAAGCCUAGCCUAAAGGGCAGCGAUGGCGUGGCCCGGAUCCCACUUACUACGGCCAGACAGUACAGGAUCCCAACGCCUUUGGAUCGUGUAUUCCCUCACUUCUGGGAAAUGUUCAAGAACAAACGGCCGGACGUUGACCCGCCCGCCUAUGCAGUGUACCGACAAUACUCACGCGACCGCUUCUACCCUAUGCUGAUGAUUCGGUGUCCUGACUGCGAGGAUUGGAAGGAAGCUCGGAUGUUCGAGAUGGGCUCUAUUCAUGCACGAUGGCAACUCGACGAGUAUCAGCCAUACCUUGAUGACUCAUCCCUUGGAAAACAUCUAACAGCAACCGGAGAUGGCCUCUCACGGGGGAAAUUCGAUGGGUUACGUUGCCACGCAUGCUACGCGCGAAAGUACGGACGCGAAGCCCUUGGACUCGAAGUGACACGCUCGCUGAAGAAAAUACUCUCCCGCGCGGAAUUGGGACUACGGCAGCGACUCGGCGAUGGCUGGCGGAUCCUUCUUGCUAUAUUCGAUUCGGAUAACUUUCCCAAAAGGCUACUGAAGGAACUGCACGAUAUCGUGGAUGAACCAAAUAAACUCGCACACGAGGAAGACCGAAAGGACGCAUUCACAGCGGAGGAGCUGGCCUUUUUCCGAGAGCGUUAUGAAUGUUUUAUGAAAUUUCGGCAGGGAGUUAUUGAUAACGAAAAUGCGCAGUUCAUCCAUGAUGGUGAGCAUGGAGUGGGCACCGACUGGAAUUAUCUAUGGACACACAUGUACGGUGACAUGGAGAACUUUUACAAAUGGAUCGUGGCGGUGCAGGUGGAGGUCGAGCAAAAACCUGAAAAGCUGGCGGACUGGGCACUGGGCGAUUCGAUCAAGAAAAUGCCUCCUGUAACUACGGCGCCGUAUGUGAGGAAGCCAUGGUAG